This is a messenger RNA of Olea europaea var. sylvestris, 1881 nucleotides long. Its product is annotated as RING-H2 finger protein ATL20-like. The coding region runs from base 138 to 1541 and encodes 467 amino acids. Gene Ontology annotation, molecular function: polysaccharide binding. NCBI's taxonomy places the organism in Eukaryota, Viridiplantae, Streptophyta, Magnoliopsida, Lamiales, Oleaceae. The record is from RefSeq and is a predicted model, not a curated record. The transcript is spliced from 4 exons.
UCUAAGUUUCAAAUAAUCUUUGUUUUUCGAACUGAAUAAAUUGCCUGCACACUAGGAAUCUGUCACAAGGCGUUUGUUUUUAUUCCCAGAGAACUUUGAUAGCAGAAAACUGUGUAGGAUUCUGUUUGUUAAACCAUAUGGAAACCUUAGUACUGUUCUGCUUGUUCUUGCUCUUUUCCUUUACACAACCAGUUUUAUGUGAUAAGAGUUGCAUCCCUGCAUCUUGUGAUAGUGUUCAUGGGCCGAUAAUCCGCUUCCCAUUCCGGCUGAUAGGCCGGCAACCAGAGCAUUGUGGCUAUCCGGGCUUCGACCUUUCUUGCAACAACCAAAACCAAACAAUUCUUAGCCUUCCACGGUCUGGUGAAGUUGUAGUAGACUACAUAGAUUACACUCAGCAGACCAUUCUUAUCACUGAUCCUGAUCGUUGUGAUCCAAAGAAAAUUCUGAAUUUCAGUCUUUCGGAUUCUCCAUUCGAGGUGAUUUUCACAAGGAAAUACACUUUCUUCAACUGCUCUGCGGUCGGGAUAGAGUUCAUUUCAUUUUCAUAUGAUCUUUUCCCAUUGUUAUGCCUUAGUGGUGUAAACUACACUGUUAUGGCAACCCCUUCGUAUUCUUCAUCUCAACAAAUUCCACAGUUCUGUCGCAAGAUUCCAAUUGUUUCAUCUCUCUACGUUUCUCUGUACUGGACAUCAAUGGAACUCAGGGAGGAUUUUCAGUUGACAUGGAAUGAACCUGGAUGCAGAUCUUGUGAAGCUAACGGUGGAAUUUGUGGGUACAAAGGCAAUAAAGUUCUUGAAGUUGGUUGCUCAAGACCUCCAAAUCCAGGCAAGUUUUCAUGUUCAAGGCCAUUCUUUAAUCCUCAAAAACAUGGUCGUUUGGUCAUGUUUGCCCUUUACAUUGGAUUGAAUAGAUUCGACAGGAGAAAUGCUUGCCACUCCCUUAUCGACUGGAUUGUGAAGACUUAUGAUGAUUCAAGGAAGAUUAUUCCACUUGUUGUUUUCCCCCAAUAUUUGUAUUCUUUAAGAAUGUUAUUUUAUAUCUUGGUACUUUUACUCACAGCAUCAGGUCUUCCCAGAAGUGCAAAAUAUGGGAUUAUCAUUGGCGUUGGAAUACCAGGACUCGUGUGCUUAAUCGGACUUGCGUGUUUCGCAUUUGGUAGGAUCAGGGCUUUCAGUCACCGCGGUCGUUUAAACUCUAGCGAGCUCGGAAUCAUCACGAUCUCUCAGCAGCCGGUGGUCGGAGCUGCUGGCCUUGAUGGGCCAACCAUUGCGUCUUUUCCGAAGACAGUGCUCGGGGAGAGCCGGAGGCUUCCGAAGCCUAGUGAUAGCACUUGUCCAAUAUGCUUAUCCGAAUACGAGCCCAAGGAAACAUUGAAGUCCAUUCCAGAGUGCAAUCACUAUUUUCAUAACAAUUGUAUAGAUGAAUGGCUUAAGCUCAACGGCACAUGCCCCGUAUGCCGCAAUUCACCGGAGAGUUCAAUUGGGACGCCUUGCUCAUCAAUGUCUUUCUCAUAUUCAUUGUCAUCAUCGGGCCAUCAUUAGUCCAACAUUUUUCGAUAGCAUUACAUUUACAUUGAUAUACAUAUAUAAUGAAGUUAAUCGAGUUAAAGUGUCAUUUUUGCUAUGUCGUAAAUUCAUAGUUGGAUUAGUAAAUCACUAAAUUUUGUUGAAGUUGUCGGUGGGGUGGAAGCAAGAAUGAAGUUCUGGGUCAUGUUUAGUAUAGAGUACUUAAUUAUGUAAACUACUUUUGACUUUUAUGUAGAUCGCGAGAGGCAAUCUUCGUGGACUUAGAAAUAACUCGGAUACCCUCCUUAAAGUCAAUUUUUGGGGCGACUUCUACCAAAUGUAACUGUAAGAACAUAACAUGAAAGUUUUGUGAAUA